UUCAAAAUAUGCAAUCUGAAAUGAGCGUUCAUUAAACGAGUAUGAUAUUACAGCUGAAGAGCACAAUAGCAAAGCAAACGAUACAACAAAUUCAAGCAAACAGAGUUCAUCAUUUUCCACUAAUACAAAGCUGUUACGCGUCCUAAAUCUUUCAACCUCUGCCCAUAAUUCAACUCAUUCCCCUGAAAAAGAAAAGGGGAAAAAAGGAAGAGCAGUGCAUGCAUGUAAUGUAAAGCCCGCCACGAUCUCCAGAUGGAGUUAGCUGAUUGGUUCCAUGUAAAACAACAAAUUAUUAAGCGGGCCGGGGUCCUCCUAUUGUAUAUUUGUCUUGUGUGUACUUUAUGGGUGUGUUUGGUUCGCCUCUAAUGAACCCUUAUGAAUUGUAAUUACAUGUUUUAUUUUAAUUUUAUCGGAUAAUAAUCAGCCCCUUGAUUAACGGGUGCCUUUCAGUUUCUUUUUGUUUGUCAAUAUUUGGGAUUUUGCCGAUUUGGUUGUGGGCCGUGGGGUGUAUGGGAGAUGGCUCAUAACAGUUGACUACCAGCUAAGCCCCUCGUUCCACUCAUGUUGGGCUUAAUCAAAAUCUAUGGUUUGGUAAGGAUAGCACUUAUGUGGUUGAUCAUGCUUGCCGCUCUAAAUUGAGAGUAUCCACAUAGCCUGACUUUUCCCAAUUGCAUUGUGACGCGAAUAGGAGUUUCUCAAAUUACAAACCCAAUUUCACCGAUGUGGGAAGUUGUGCAAUUAUACAAGCUUUCACGCUAUGAAAGUCAAAUUUCAAUGCCACGUAGAUCAAUGGUGGGUUUGUUCUUGUUUUUUUUUUUUGGUGUAUUUUUUAAUGUUGUUUAAAUACCUCAAAAUAUUUUCGAAGCAAAUAAACACAAGGAGUUAAGAUCUCAACGAUGAAACACAAGGAGUUUAGAUGGGCCGAGAGCUAUUAGCAGCGUUGCCAGCGUAUGUUCUGUUAAGGAAAAGAAAGCUGGGCUGGCAGGAACCGCCAGGACGAGGGAGUUUCCAAGAUUGAAACUAUAAUGUGAAGAGUAGAAUGAAGAUCCGUUUAUUAUUGGGCCAAUUCCUUAAGAGCCAACACAAAUUGUGUGUGACGUACACUCUCACUCGGCUAUGGCUUAAACAUCGGUGACCCAAUUUGAAAUCUGCUUACUGACGCUCAAUUUGGUAUAGUAUAUAUAUUAUUGGUACAAAUGGAUAAAUCAUGAUUAAAUCAUCAAAGUUUUCAAACAAAAGAUCCUACAAUUAAUUUAUAUAACAUAUUAUGUGAUAAGAUUUUAUAAUAUUUGGAGCUAUCCAGGAGCGAAUGCCUAAACCGAUGGUGCGAUGGGAGAGACCGGAGAGGGGAACUUUGAACGUGAAUGUGGAUGCGGCAAAGCUGAAGGAUGGAGGUACAAGGAUGGGGAUGGUAAUUCGUGAUGAGGAAGGGAAGUUUGUUCUAACGGCAGUGUGGGGGAUGAGGAUCGAUGGGACCCGGAAAUGGCUGAAGCCCAGGCAUUCUUGUGGGCGAUGAAACUGGAUCGCGUGCAUGUGCAAAGGCCGAUUUUGAUGGAACGGGACUUUCAAUCGUUGAUCUAAAAGCUCAAUCAGGAUGGUCUGAUUGAAACGGAAUUGGGGAGGGUGGUGGAGGAAAUCAGAGAAUUAUGUCUGGAGAUGGGUGACGUUCGAUGGAGGUUUUGAGGGGAAACGACAACAUAGUUGCCCAUGAGAUGACGAGGAUAGCUUGCAGAUGGGAGGAGAUGGCAAUGUGGUUUGAGAGGCCUCCUGCUUUUAUUUAUUUAUUUAUUUCAUCCUUAGUGAAUACUGCAAUGACGUUUUACCUAGCUAAAUAAAACAUACAGAUUUUGUUAUAUAAAAAACGUGUUCAUAGAUAUAUAAGGUCAUAGGUGUAUUCAUCUAACAAAUGUGGAAUCGUGUGGUCUAUCCAACAACCUCGCAUUUUGUUGAGUACAUUCUCAUAAAUAGGUUGUGAACAUUUUAGCAAAAUUGGUAUAGCCUACCCUACAACAUUUUGCUUGUAAAUAAUGGAGUUUUGAUGUUGAAGUGAUUCCUUCUCAGUGAUGAGCAUUUAAUUGGCACAGUGUGAUUAAAUUCCAAAACCCGUCUGAUGAGCUGCCUGGGCAAAAACACAUGGUCUCCAAUAAUUAUAAUUAUGGACUUAAUUGGACUGAUUAGAUCGGGAAGAAACAUGAUAUAUAAUUUAGGUACUGUAUGUAGAAGAUCCACCUGACAUGGCAACUGAAGAAAGCAAAUAUAAUUAGUGUUAUAAGAUUCGGCUGGAAUAUUUUGUUGAAAGAAAUACUAUUUUUUUUUUUUUGCAGACUAGUUUAAAGGGGUGAAAUAUGUCAUCAUAUUCUCUCAAUGUCUAAGAAAUUACUUCACCCCCUAGCUAAUUCCUUCUCCUAGUGGAACUAAGGUAAGGUAAAAAGAAAAAAAGUUAAUUAUCCAUGUAUAUAUCAUGUCAUUUUGACAAACACAUUUUUGUAUUAUUGUUUUGAACAAAAUUUGAUAACGGUUCGCAUAAACUUACGUUUUGAUGAGUCUUGAAGUUAGACAAUGUCAAAACACCUUGUUAGUGAUUCAGUAGCGAGUUAGGCAUUUAAAAUGCAACGGCGGAGUAAUUCGACAGCUAGGCCUAGACGUAUAUUUAGACGGAGUUAGGGAAUCAUUAAAAAGUAGAAAAUUAACAUUAUCUACUAACUCAAUAUUUUCAAUAGCUCAAAAACCAUAGCUCUCAUAUUGUUAAAUUGUUAAUCAUUUGAGCUUAUACGUAACACCUUCUUGAACCUUGAUUCUAGUACUUUGUCAUAGUUUGAUUUGACUUAGAGCAAGAUCAGGUAGCCAUCCACUCGCAGUUCCACGAUACUCAUGCAGGGACUAAAUGGGUAAUGUAUGACUAACGAGUCGAUUAAUCAAAUUACUUUACGACA
This is a messenger RNA of Linum trigynum, 2933 nucleotides long. The record is from the annotation of a GenBank genome assembly. NCBI's taxonomy places the organism in Eukaryota, Viridiplantae, Streptophyta, Magnoliopsida, Malpighiales, Linaceae.